Molecule: messenger RNA, 1105 nt
Organism: Gallus gallus (chicken)
Lineage: Eukaryota; Metazoa; Chordata; Aves; Galliformes; Phasianidae
Gene: HSFY1
Product: heat shock transcription factor, Y-linked-like
Exons: 2
Coding region: 179-1054 (291 amino acids)
Biological process (GO): regulation of DNA-templated transcription
Molecular function (GO): sequence-specific DNA binding; DNA-binding transcription factor activity
Source: RefSeq, a predicted model, not a curated record
AGUCACCACGGUGACGUUUCUGAGUGUCCCAGCCCACUCCUUGCUCCCCACACCACAGGAGCCAUUGCGCUUCAUCCUGCUGCUGGCAGGACAAACCUCAUUGGCUGGAGAAAAGCAGACAGAAAUUUCCAAGUGAAAAAUUAAUAAUUAAAUUAAUAAUUAACAAUUAAUAAUUAAGAUGGAUAUAUCUUUAUCAGAAACAUCAAAUGUUUCUGUUCCAGACAUUGACCUGGCAGCCUCAGCUUCUUCUGUCCCUCAAGCACGUGGUAAAAGAGUUGCUCAGGAUGCUGCCUUAGGAUCUAUGAUAGCAGAAAACACUUCUCAAGGUUCAUGUGAGGAACCAUGCACAAAAAGACUACGUCUUAAUCUGUAUGAGAAGUGCUCUGGCAAAGCCAAUGAUUUGUCAUCUUUCUCCUUUCUGAAAAAACUCUGGGAAAUUGUUGAAAGCAAUCACUUUCAGUCGAUUGGGUGGGCCGAUGAUGGAAACUCUAUAGUGAUCGAGGAAACAUUCUUCAAAAGGGAAGUGCUGGCAAGGAGAGGACGUCUGCAAAUUUUUGACAUUGACAGCAUGAAAACUUUCAUUCGUCAGCUUCAUCUUCAUGGAUUCUUCAUUAUAGAAGGAGAUUUGCCAAGAUCUGCUUCAUGUGCUAAAUUCCUAGCAGAUGAAGCAGCAGUUUCCACUUUUAGCAAGUUUCUCUGCUACUAUAACCCCUAUUUCAAGAGAUAUUAUCCCCAUCUGCUAAGAAGAUUCAAGCGAAGUACUGGUAUAAAAAAGAGAGCACCAGGUGCAUUCACGCUGGACCUGGAUUUGAAGGAGGGCCACCUGAGCAGACGCCCUCUGAAGAAACAGUCAGGCCCUGCUGUGUCAGUGCGCACUGAGCACCCCGGUAGCAUCCAGGAUGCUGCUCCCGCUUCAUCUGCUGCUUCUCCAUAUCACAUUGCAUCUUCUGUACCAAACAGUCCUUUUCCACCAGGGCUGGGACUGGAUGGUGGAGCUGCAGGUGAUGGGGUUGGACGUCAACACAAUUUAUACUAUAGGAAGUAUAGAUGCUAAGUAUCAAGUGAAUAUAGUAGUUCCAAAAAUAAAUUUUCUGAAUAUUUUCCA